AUGGCAAACUCACAACCAGAGAGCGAAGGCCCCAGCCUCGCGGAAGACACGAACAUUGGACAAGCAUGGGACUGCCAGGAAGGUCCACGAAGUAUCUUAACCGAGAGUGAAACUUUGCAACCCAGUUUGCAUCGCUUUGAACAGAAUCUCUACGGCUCAGAUAUUGGCAGAAGUUCGCAAUCGUACUGCAGAGAGCCCGAUCCACGCAAUAGCGAUACAAGUAGUCCUUUUCCUGGUUCUGUUAUAUAUAAAGCUGUCGCUGGUAAUGUGAGGAUGAAGCGACCGGUAUAUGGAAAGGAGCUCUGCCUCCUCUCUCUAGAUGGCGGCGGGGUUCGGGGGCUGUCAUCAUUGCACAUUCUGAAGCGACUUAUGGAGUCUAUAAACCCAGAUAAUCCCCCAAAGCCAUGUGAAUAUUUCGACAUGAUUGGAGGCACUUCUACUGGCGGUUUGAUUGCAUUGAUGCUUGGAAGACUUCGCAUGCCGGUAGACGAAGCUAUCGACGCAUACAUUGCGCUCGCUCCCAAAAUAUUUACGAAAGUACAUCAUAGAGUGACCCUGAAAGGACAACUGCAAGGGAGAUUUGAUCACACUGCAAUUAAAGACGGUGUGCGCGAUUUACUAGAUGAGAAUGGCUACGAGCGCGAAGAUCUCCUGAAAGACUUGUCAUCAGAUGGAUGCAAGACCUUUGUGUGUGCCACAAACAAACUUAAUUCAGAAACGACUGUUCUAUCAAGUUAUCCUUCAAGACGCAGAGGUUCAGACCUGCUGAACAUAACUAAAAUUUGGGAAGCUGCGCGUGCAACUGCCGCAGCCUCAUCAUUUUUCGACCCGAUUAGCAUUGGAGGCGUGGAAUUUGUUGAUGGAGCUACCCCUGCGAACAACCCCAUUGGAGAAAUGUGGACGGAGGCCUUCGAUACGUUUAAGGAAGGCGACGAUUGGCGGUUGGAGGAUAAUAUACUCUGUCUUGUUUCUAUUGGUACUGGAAUUCCCACGAUCAAACCUUUCGGCGAUGACCCAAUCAAACUCGGCAAGGCAUUGCUUGCCAUUGCCACAGAUACAGAGAAGAGAGCCGAAGAUUUCCACCGACAUCACUCUCGUAUGGCGCUGGACUAUCGAUACUUCAGAUUCAAUGUUCUUCGUGGACUCGAAAACGUGGGAUUAGAGGAUGCAUCGAAGAAAGAUCAGAUUGUUGCUUGCACUCAGAUGUAUCUUCAAUCCGAGGCCAUUUUUAGUGCUGUAGAGGCUUGUGCAAGCAUGCUAAUAGGACGUGAAAAUCUUCAGCCUGUAAUCGAUGCGGUACGACACAAUGCCGCACAAUCAAUGGCCGAAUUUACCAAUCUCCGAGAAUUACAAGAGGUCCAAGAGGCGCUCAGAUCAGGCUCGAACUCGCUGACGUGGUUCACGAACACCUCGGCAUAUCGAAGAUGGCUCCAAGAAGACGAAGAAAGCAAAUAUAUUUGGUAUCCUAUUACCGACGAUUCAGCCUUGUAUAGACACCAAAAUGUGAUGGCCGCCUUAUGCUAUCAUCUACUGCAGCAAGCUGCCACAGGGGGGCAUCCUACGUACCAAAUCUUCUACGUUCGAUUUUCUGAUACCGAAGCGAUACAGAAGGCAGACUCUACUAUCACAACAACAAUACCCAUGCAGCUGGAAGAUAUCUUCGCGAAGUUGGUCAGCCAAGUACUGGUAACUUAUGACGAUAUAAGGAAAAGCAUCCUCUCUUUUUCAAGACCUUACCGAAGCCUGUUGAGGCAGCUAUUUAAUAAGAGUCAAAGUAUCGGCAAGGAAGACUUGGUAGAUCUCCUUCUGGCUUGUUUGCGCCAGACUGAUAUCGUGGAUGAGAUGCAGGCCAGGAUUCGGAAACCAAAGGUUAUUGUGCUAGAAAAUGCAAAAGAUAUCCUGCAAAUCACUGCGAGCAAGCUUGCAUUUAAAGUUACCCAACUCUCGGGGAAUACCCGUCUAUUAGUGUCUUCCAAGAGUGGAGAUGUAGGGGAGGUCGAGUCAUGGCGCGGUCAUAAAAUUGACGAGAGCACUGAAUGCACUGAAUGCUUAGAAUCCCUUCGGUUUGAAACUAUGUUUGCUCGACGAGAACAGGUAGUCUACGCGGAAUCAGGAACAAAUGAGUGGAUUUGGGCCUAUGGUCCUUAUGUUGAAUGGACCCGUGCAGCCUCGGGUAUACUUUGGAUUCAGGGAAAACCAGGUAGUGGCAAAUCAGUCCUCGCAAAGACUAUCUUGGGUCACCUUACGAGAACGUCCGAUAUUCAACCGUGGAUCAUCGCCGACUGGUUUUAUAACGCGCGAGGAGGAGAACGCAGCACAUCUCAUAUUUCCAUGCUACGUGCUAUCUUGUUUCAGGUUUUGAAGCAAGAUCGAAGUUUCUUCAGAUACUAUCAGGAUGCUUAUCGAAGCUCAAGAUGGCUCGACUGUCUUGCAGACGUUCUUUUACGAAUUGCAGGAGGGGGGUCCGACAUUCCUCCUGUCGCGUGCAUCUUAGAUGCAAUGGAUGAGGCAAUAGAUGGGCCGACGAGUAAAUCUGUUGAUCUCCAUAACUCUCCAAAAACUUUGGAGAACACACUGGAAUUGAUGCAGGAUAUUAUCAAUAUUCCUGGGUCUAGUAUAAAAUUUAUAAUUCUCAGUCGACCCAAUCGCUCCAUUGAAAAGUAUCUCAGGUAUUACCACAAAGUGGUGUUGGAAUACGCCAAUACUAGGGAUAUAGAAAUUGUUGUUGAUGCUGGAUUAAGGUCCUUGCGUAGGGCAAUUGCAGUUUUUGACUCAAGCGAUGAGGAGGGACAGUCGGAACAGAGAAGCAGAAGACAACGGCACAAACCUCCCCGUAGUCAUCUGUCACUAUCAAAGGCGUCCUCAUCAACCCAGAAAUCUAGUUCAAGCCGUAUUUUCAAAAGAUCUCGAGAGUCUGAAGAAGAAGGAAUUUCGACCAUCCGAGAUUACCUUCUGAAAAAUGCUCAGGGUGUUAUUCUGUGGGUUACACUUAUAACCAAAGAUCUGCUACGCCAUGUCGAGAAGGGCAUGUUCACAUUUCAGGAGCUCCAAAAACUACUUGAUGAGCUACCCUUAGAACUUCAUGGAUUGUAUUGUCGGAUCACGCAUGAACUUCGGAUGUCUAGCAGCGAGCUCGACCAAAUUAAGGCCCGAAGGAUCCUUCUCUGGGUUAUUGGAGCAAGCGAAACUAGGUUGCUGGAGCUCCGAGAAUUGCUGGAUGCCCUUGCUAUAAUAUGGAAUCUCGACGAGGCUCUACAAUCUACUAAUGAUCCCAUAUCUUCAAACAGACCUCAAGUUCGGUCUUGGAAUCACUUCCGUCGCUCAAUCCACGAACUCUGUGGACCAUUUAUUGAAGUCAUCAGACCUGCAUCACGCCUUUCCGACGAACUAUUCGAUGACUUUGAGGUAGAACCCACCUUCCUGGUGCAACUUCUUCAUCAAUCAGCGAAAGAUUUUCUCGCCAGUAGCGAUGCCCAAAGCUUCCAGGUUAAGGCAUCAGAAGCCAAGGAUAAGGUGAAGCAAGAUAAGAUCAAAUACAUGAGAGUGGCUCUGCCACAAGUACCGACAGGGUAUAUGCCAAGGGUAGAUGUUGCAGAUACUGAGCUAGCGAUGAAUGUCGAAGAACUAGCACAGUACUUCGAACAAAAGUUGCUACUCCAGUAUGUCCUCGCGACCCUACCGCGCGAGGUCCGCCGAAAGCAUGUACUUCAAUUCCAAGAAAGCUCAGCAACGGCGAGCCGGCCAUCCCUAAUGGCAUUUUUUGCCAGAACCUUUCUUGGAGAUAUAGAUGUCGUAAAAUCAGCCGAGAACAACAUUGUCGGAACUUACUUCCGGGUUGCGGUCAAAACCGGACUAGUCACUGCGAUUAAGAAUAUGCUUGCUAUUACUUCUACUGCGGAGUGGUGGUUGGGUUUUUAUCAACAUAUAGUUGAGAACGCCGCUCUUUUGGCUGCUGUUGACCAUGGACUGCUUGAUGAGGUACAGAAUUUACUCCAUAGCCAUCCGAGUGGAGGACCUUUUCUACACGCCAAUGCUUCACUUCUGGAUCGUGCGGCUCAAACGGGAGUGAAAGAAAUAGCUAUGUACAUUUACGAUAAAGCUUUUUGCGGCCCAGUCUCCCCUGACAACGGAAUUCUAGAUAGAAAUUCUUUCUUAGCGGAUGUCCAAAAAGCGAAGAAUGCUUCAACAGGAAUGACGGUUGACAUUGAGGAAAUUCGGGAAGCUAUUCAUGCAAUCAUGGUCCGAUAG
Venustampulla echinocandica is the source of this 4248-nucleotide messenger RNA. RefSeq lists its product as uncharacterized. Gene Ontology annotation, biological process: arachidonate metabolic process. Gene Ontology annotation, cellular component: membrane. The coding region runs from base 1 to 4248 and encodes 1415 amino acids. The transcript has 5 exons. The record is from RefSeq and is a predicted model, not a curated record. Lineage: Eukaryota; Fungi; Ascomycota; Leotiomycetes; Helotiales; Pleuroascaceae.